AUGGCCGGUCGAGAAUCCGAUAAGGGGUACCGCUACGUCGCGGCCCUGGACACUGCGCGCUGUCAGAAUAGAUGGGAUGAACUCCCCGAGCUCAUUCGAAAGGUGACCAAGCAUGCGCCUCAGAAGUCAUGCCUAUUGGAAGUAGCUUCGGCUGAGUACCAGAUCGCUGCCGAGUCUCAAAAAGGACCGCCAACUGCUCGACCUUCGUCGUCCUCCAGCUUGCCCGAACUGAUCCCGUCCCUUCUAUCUACGGUUGAGAGGGGAAGCGAGUCAAAAGAAGACACCUUCCAAGCGCAGGUCUGUCUAGGAUGGGUGCACUGGACACUUAAUGAACCCGGAUUAGCGGUGGCUCGUCUACCCAGAGACUUCGGGGAGACCAUAGACGACCUCACGACCGGAGAACACAUCUCUCCGUGGACCGAAGUGUGCAUUGUCAAAAGCUGCUAUCUCAAAGGCGCUUCACAGCACAUGAUUUCUAGUGCCACCGAGGCUAUCGACACUUUCAAUUCACUCGUCCCCUGGUUAACAAACCAUGGCGAAGCAUCCUCUAAUAAUCCCCAGUUUCUACACUGGUCCGAAAAGUUACUAGGCGAAGGCGCAUUCCUCGCUAGCCAGGAAGCACUUAAGCAAGUUCCGGUUCUUGACGGUGAAUCGGCGAAAACCGCCUUCAAGCUAUGCAGACUAUGGUCAUCUCAUCCCCUCGUCAAGCAGGGGGUCUCAUCCCCUGUACAGCACUUUGACGGCGAUCGCGAAUCUAUUUCAAAGUCGGCAAUCUGGAAGUCUUACUACGACCUAUUAUCUGCGGUUUUAGUCCACGAACUAGAAUACUACCCUCCGGCGAACGGGCCGGACCGCCCUCAGCUCUCCAGCGAGAUACGUCGUGUGGAAUCAUUAUGUGAAACCAAUCUCUUGCGCGAAGUCAAGUUCCCUACGGCAGAAUCUAAGAAUGUUCAGGUUGAGGAUUGGGUCGAGCAAGUGAUCCAAAAUUGGGAAAUCCUCUGUGGCUCGGGGUGGACCGAUGAUGAUCUCGGCGAAGGAGGUCAAAACGCAGUUGGCCGGAACGUUCUUGACAUUCUUUACCGAGCAGCUACGAAAACAUACCAUUCACAUUUGAUUCUGCGUCGUCUUUUCCACGUUCAUUCUGCACUGGCCGAUUUUGACCUCGCUCUAAAAGCACUUGAUUCGUAUAUCGAGAUUGUCACCAAUGCCAAAGAAAGGGCGGAGAAGGCUGCGCAAUACGGCGACCUAGAGAAUGAUGGAACUUUGCUCAGAACUGUUUCUGAGGGUAUCACCAUGCUCUGCUGCUUUGGCUCGGCGAAGGAGGCCGAAAAAGCCAAGGCUUUAACCUCUCUUCUAGUGAAAUUCGUCGAAAAGCAUGUACAAGAGGACCUCGAUGAUGAGGAGGGAAGGCUUAUUAUCGUCCCCGAAUCGAACUCGACUAAAUAUCAAGCCGUGUCUCCCUGUGAUGUUGCUACCGCGUACAGAGGCAUUGGCAUUGGGCUGGCAAACUGGGCCAACUGGACCCCUAUAAACGAGGACCGGAACGACAUACGAGCCGAGGCUAUCGACUAUCUAGAAAAAAGCAUCGCUCCCGAGCUGGAGGACGAGACUAACUUUUCUUCACUUUAUGCGCUUGCGCUUCUUCUAGCAGAAGAUCGCGAUUUGGACGGUGCAAUCGAAUACGUCAAGACCGCUUUAACAUCAAACACUCACCCUGGAGCCAACCAGGGUAACUUUGCUCGAGAACGCGAUCUCGUACCCUUGUGGCAUCUUCUUGCAUUGCUUCUGAGCGCCAAGCAUGACUUUGAUAUCGCCGAACGGUCCUGUGAAGCUGCAUUCGAGCAGUUCCCAUCUGCUGUCACGUCUCUUGCGCACAGUGACCGACGACCGCAAAAGCAACACAGCAAUCUUAGAGAGCGUCCUGGCUCUCCCGGUUUGGACCAUGCCCUGAUCGAUCAGCUACAGGGUAGAGAGAAAGAGCGCAUUGUCGAGACCCGUAUGAGCCAGCUUGCAUUUAUUGAGCUCCUCGAGGGCCCAGAAGCUGCAGUCAACCACAGCGACCAGCUACUUGGCCUUUUUGCCACUCUCUUCGGCAACUUGAACCUCGAAGCUGACGAAAAGAAAACCGCCUCGGUCGACCAUCUAACGCCGCCGAAAAGUUCCGCAGGCACUGUGAAAAGCCUCCGCGGAAGUAUCUUUGGUCGGAACAGGGGAUCUCGAGUGGGUACCGAGCACGCAAGCGACAACCAUUCAAGCAGUGUAAACACUUCGGUCGCCCACAAUGAAUCCUCUAUCAACAUGGAUGGGGCACCGUCCAUACAUGUCACGGAUGAAGACAGACAGAUGGCACAGGAGGCCCCUCAGCCUGUUGCACGAUCCGACUCCAAGAAACUGCGAAAGCGCAGCAGUACCCUCAGGAAGUCAGAAGUUCUUGCGGGCCAACAAGCCGGCCAGGUGAACGGUGACAUGAAUGCACCCGAAAUCGCCAGUGUCCCAGGAACACAGCAACCUUCUGACGACGGAGGAUUGUCCCAGGACAUGGUAGGACUUGCAGUCUCGAGUGCAGACAAGGAGCAAAGCGUGCAGAAUUCAAAGCACCCAUUGCGCCCUGCUGCUCAUAAUAUUGACCACAAGAAGUACCCUCCUCCGAUAGGCCAUUCUCAGCAGCCCCCCGAGCAGGAUGUUCGAUUGCCGACAUUAUACGGAUUUGACUCGCCAACCAGGGCAAUCACCAAAUUUCCAAUCGCACAGGCACAAAAACAUGCACUUUGCAUCCUCGUUAAAACCUGGCUUCUCAUCGCAGGGCUCUAUCGGCGGGCGUCCUUGUUUGACGAUGCACGCGAGGCAUGUGAUGAGGCGGCCAAGCAAGUCACGCGGUUCGAAGCGCUUUCUGCAGUACAGGAAUCGUCAGCCAGGUCUUUCACAGAGCGUGCGUGGGGCUCUCCCAAGAGCUCCGAAGAGCUUUGGGCUGACCUGCUCGCCGAACAAGCGCUCCUAUGCAAAGCCCAGUCGCGCCCGCAUGACGCGAUGGACCUUCUUGAAACCGCCUUGUUACGUAACCCCGAUCAUCCGAAAGCCACCAUUACCCUGGCCAACUUCCUGCUCGAUAUUUGGGAUCAGAAAUUGCCCCUUGAACCUCCAGAGACAGAGCUCCAACCUGAUUUGUCCACGCCGUCCUUGAACUCGGCGAGGAAGCAAAUUCCGGACCCCAAGGAACAAACAACCUCCUCGCCGACUACUGACGCUGGUGAUUCGAAGGAAGACGAGUUGCCCUCCGCAAUUCAAGACGAGGAACCCAGGCUGCUCAAUCGUAUUGCGGCCCGAGACAGGGCGUAUGGUUUGCUAUCAGUCUUGACCAAACAAGGAAGCUCUUGGGAUAAUACCGAGGCUUGGUAUGCUCUUUCCAAAGCGUUCGAGGCGCAGGGACAUAUCGAAAAAUUGAAAGAGGUGCUGUGGUGGUGUAUUGAGUUGGAAGAUCGACGACCGAUUCGGCACUGGUCCAACAUCGGUUCCGGUGUAUAUGUUCUCUAAUAAGGAUUUACAUUCUCUCUGUAUUUAAACCAUUGACAAGAGCUAUAAUACUUGCUGUUCUGAUCUAC
Messenger RNA from Aspergillus steynii IBT 23096, 3599 nucleotides. RefSeq names its product putative filamentation protein (Rhf1). The record is from RefSeq and is a predicted model, not a curated record. The coding region runs from base 1 to 3531 and encodes 1176 amino acids. NCBI's taxonomy places the organism in Eukaryota, Fungi, Ascomycota, Eurotiomycetes, Eurotiales, Aspergillaceae. The transcript has 5 exons. Gene Ontology annotation, molecular function: protein binding.